AUGCCAAUUAGCUUUGCAGCUCCAAUCGAGGUUAUAGUCUUAGAUAUUGAGGGGACAGUAUGCCCUAUAUCAUUUGUUAAAACUACGUUGUUUCCUUAUUUUCUUGAAAAAUUACCACUGGAGUUAUCAGCCUUAACAUAUCCACUUAAAUCCACAAGCAAUUCGCCGGUUGAAGAGAUAUGCAGCCAAUUUCCGGAGAAUGUUAGAGUGUCUUCUGAUAGUUUGCUCGAAUAUACCACAUCUUUGGUGAACAAUGAUAUUAAAGACCCAAUCUUGAAAUCACUCCAAGGCUUCAUCUGGAAAUUGGGAUAUGAAAAUGGAGAAUUGAUGGCACCUGUCUACGAAGAUGCUAUUGAGUUCGUGACGGAUUUAAGUAAGACGAGAAAGAUAUACAUAUAUUCGUCUGGUAGCAUCAAAGCACAGGUUUUGCUAUUCGGUCACGUUAAAGGUGCUAAUGGGUCACCAGUCGAUAUGAACAGAUAUCUUUCGGGUUAUUACGAUAUUACCACUGCUGGUUUCAAACAGGAGUCGGGGUCGUAUGUUAGUAUUUUGAAAGAUAUUGGAUACGAAAGUAAGCAGUCUAGUGUGCUAUUUUUGAGUGACAAUGUGAGAGAAGUCGAUGCUGCGAUUCAAGCAGGCAUGAACAGCUUAGUUGUUGAUAGACCAGGAAAUGCCCCCUUAAGUGAAGCAGACAAGAAAUCAUUCAGUAUUAUAGAAACAUUCAGGGACUUGAAAUUGUAG
Debaryomyces hansenii CBS767 is the source of this 741-nucleotide messenger RNA. Its product is annotated as putative acireductone synthase. NCBI's taxonomy places the organism in Eukaryota, Fungi, Ascomycota, Pichiomycetes, Serinales, Debaryomycetaceae. The transcript has a single exon. Gene Ontology annotation, molecular function: acireductone synthase activity; magnesium ion binding. The coding region runs from base 1 to 741 and encodes 246 amino acids. The record is from RefSeq and is a predicted model, not a curated record.